UUUGGGAGGAGUCACAGCUGCUUUCGGGUUUACUUACAGAGGACGAACCUCAGAUCGGUAAUGGCUCAUUGUGCAACGGAACAUCACGGAAAAGAUUCCCGGAAACACUGACCACGGAUUCUGCUCGGUACACUUCGCGUGCUGUUAGUAGGAAACGGCGAUAAUCGCGCUAUUAUUUAACCAAAUUAACUAGCGUACAAUGCGAUAGUGCUGCCUGGAGACACGGAUAGAGAUCCAGACAGAUAACCAGAAGGAAAAGUGAGCCAACAACAGAGCCACAAAUCCACACAAAGUUUAGAGCGAUUCGAACGAAAGAAAGAAAGAAAAAAAAUGUCCAAACCUAAUUAUACUGGCAUUUAUAACAUGGUUUCCCAGAAUAAUUUUGAAGAAUAUUUGGCGGCUUUGGAUGUUAAUUAUGCAUUAAGAAAAGUCGUCUGCAUUCUGAAACCCAGCAAACAUAUUGAACAUGAUGUGAACACUGGCGAAAUGAAGAUAAAGACAGUCACCACCUUUAAGAACUUCGACAUGGACUUCACUUUGGGACAGGAGUUCACUGAGGACCUGGGACCAGUCGAUGGGAGAAAGUGCCAGACCACAGUGGACUGGGACGGUGAUAAAUUGGUCUGCGUGCAGAGAGGAGAGAAAGAGGGCAGAGGCUGGACACACUGGUUAGAAGGAAACAUCCUUCAUUUGGAGAUGAGGGCUCAGGGUGUCACUGCCAAGCAAGUCUUUAAGAAGGCUGAGUGAGGAUGGAAAGUGAGAGAGAGAGAGAGAGAGAGAAAUAAAG
Molecule: messenger RNA, 787 nt
Organism: Rhinichthys klamathensis goyatoka
Lineage: Eukaryota; Metazoa; Chordata; Actinopteri; Cypriniformes; Leuciscidae
Gene: rbp5
Product: retinol binding protein 1a, cellular
Exons: 4
Coding region: 331-747 (138 amino acids)
Biological process (GO): fatty acid transport
Cellular component (GO): cytosol; nucleus
Molecular function (GO): fatty acid binding
Source: RefSeq, a predicted model, not a curated record